AUGGGUACGCGAAGUUUGUCAAAAAAAGAACUGGAAGAACUCCGAAAAAAAGAAGAAGAGGAAGCCGCUGCUCAUGUAUUCAAAGAAUUUGUAGAGACCUUUCAAGAGGUACCUAGUACUACUUCAAAAGUUUGGGUAAAAGCAGGCACAUAUGAUGCAGGAGCAAGAAAGGAAGACGUAUCUGAGCGUGGCAAACUCUAUAAGCCCAUCUCACGGCUGGACGACAAGCAGCGUGGAACUGAGGUGGAGGUGCUACGAAAUCUUGCCCAGAUUGCACCAAGAGCAGAUCCCCAAUCAAGGCCUCGAGCAAAACUAACCAAGGACAAGAAGAAAAGCAAUCUGGAACUUUUCAAAGAGGAAUUAAGACAAAUUCAAGAGGAGAGAUCUGAGCGUCACAAAUAUAAAAAUGUCCUACGUGAGCGAGGCGUUGUCGGAUCAGAACAGUCAUUAGAGGCAAUGCCUGAUGUUGGUUCCUAUGACACCGGCGAUCCUAACACAACAAAUCUUUACCUUGGAAACCUGAACCCAAAGAUAACGGAGCAACAGCUGAUGGAGAUCUUCGGCCGGUACGGGCCACUGGCCAGCAUCAAGAUAAUGUGGCCACGCUCCGACGAGGAAAAAGCGAGGGGGCGCAACUGCGGUUUCGUCGCUUUCAUGUCGAGAAAGGACGGAGAGAGGGCGCUCCGGUGCAUCAACGGCAAGGAAAUAAUGAACUACGAGAUGAAGCUGGGCUGGGGCAAGGCGGUGGUGAUCCCGCCGGUGCCCAUCUACAUACCGCCGGCGCUGCAGCAGCCCACCAAGCCGCCGCCGCCCUCCGGCCUGCCCUUCAAUGCGCAGCCGCCCAAGCACCUCGCCGCCAAGAUACCAAGAAUCCAUCCCGGAGAGUACUACCCAAGUGAUCCAGAAGAUAAGAAUCUUUAUGACCAGAUAUUGUCACAGUCUAUUGUCAAAGUUGUUGCACCGACGGAGAGGAACACGCUGAUGCUGGUGCACCGCAUGGUGGAGUUCGUGAUCCGCGAGGGGCCCAUGUUCGAGGCGAUCAUCAUGAACAAGGAGCUGAACAACCCGUUCUUCCGCUUCCUGUUCGAGAACCAGUCGCCUGCACACGUGUACUACCGCUGGAAGCUGUUCUCGAUGCUGCAGGGCGACUCGCCCAAGCAGUGGUCGCUCAACGACUUCCGCAUGUUCCGCGGCGGCUCCGUGUGGCGACCGCCGGUGAUGAACCUGUACACUGCCGGCAUGCCCGACGACCUCGUGGAGGAGGACGACACGAAGGAGAACAUCCGUGGCACCCUCUCCAACAGCCAGCGCGACCGGCUGGAGGAGCUGAUCCGCGCGCUGACGCCGGCGCGCGGCAGCGUGGCCGAGGCGAUGGCGUGGUGCCUGGAGCACGCGGAGGCGGCGCCCGAGGUGGCGCAGUGCCUGGCCGAGGCGCUGCAGGGCGCCGCCACCUCGCCCGCGCGCCGCGUCGCGCGCCUCUACCUGCUCUCCGACCUGCUGCACAACGCCGGCGCCAAGCUCACCAACGCCAGCGCCUUCCGCGCCGCCGCCUUCCGCGCCGCGUACGUCCCCGACACGUCGCCCCUCACCUCGCCCCCACCCGCUCUCCGACCUGCUGCACAACGCCGGCGCCAAGCUCACCAACGCCAGCGCCUUCCGCGCCGCGUACGUCCCCGACACGUCGCCCCUCACCUCGCCCCCCACCCGCUCUCCGACCUGCUGCACAACGCCGGCGCCAAGCUCACCAACGCCAGCGCCUUCCGCGCCGCGUACGUCCCCGACACGUCGCCCCUCACCUCGCCCCCACCCGCUCUCCGACCUGCUGCACAACGCCGGCGCCAAGCUCACCAACGCCAGCGCCUUCCGCGCCGCGUACGUCCCCGACACGUCGCCCCUCACCUCGCCCCCACCCGCUCUCCGACCUGCUGCACAACGCCGGCGCCAAGCUCACCAACGCCAGCGCCUUCCGCGCCGCGUACGUCCCCGACACGUCGCCCCUCACCUCGCCCCCACCCGCUCUCCGACCUGCUGCACAACGCCGGCGCCAAGCUCACCAACGCCAGCGCCUUCCGCGCCGCGUACGUCCCCGACACGUCGCCCCUCACCUCGCCCCCACCCGCUCUCCGACCUGCUGCACAACGCCGGCGCCAAGCUCACCAACGCCAGCGCCUUCCGCGCCGCGUACGUCCCCGACACGUCGCCCCUCACCUCGCCCCCACCCGCUCUCCGACCUGCUGCACAACGCCGGCGCCAAGCUCACCAACGCCAGCGCCUUCCGCGCCGCGUACGUCCCCGACACGUCGCCCCUCACCUCGCCCCCACCCGCCUCCGACCUGCUGCACAACGCCGGCGCCAAGCUCACCAACGCCAGCGCCUUCCGCGCCGCGUACGUCCCCGACACGUCGCCCCUCACCUCGCCCCCCCCCCCCGCUCUACGACCUGCUGCACAACGCCGGCGCCAAGCUCACCAACGCCAGCGCCUUCCGCGCCGCGUACGUCCCCGACACGUCGCCCCUCACCUCGCCCCCACCCGCUCUCCGACCUGCUGCACAACGCCGGCGCCAAGCUCACCAACGCCAGCGCCUUCCGCGCCGCGUACGUCCCCGACACGUCGCCCCUCACCUCGCCCCCACCCGCUCUCCGACCUGCUGCACAACGCCGGCGCCAAGCUCACCAACGCCAGCGCCUUCCGCGCCGCGUACGUCCCCGACACGUCGCCCCUCACCUCGCCCCCACCCGCUCUCCGACCUGCUGCACAACGCCGGCGCCAAGCUCACCAACGCCAGCGCCUUCCGCGCCGCGUACGUCCCCGACACGUCGCCCCUCACCUCGCCCCCACCCGCCUCCGACCUGCUGCACAACGCCGGCGCCAAGCUCACCAACGCCAGCGCCUUCCGCGCCGCGUACGUCCCCGACACGUCGCCCCUCACCUCGCCCCCACCCGCUCUCCGACCUGCUGCACAACGCCGGCGCCAAGCUCACCAACGCCAGCGCCUUCCGCGCCGCGUACGUCCCCGACACGUCGCCCCUCACCUCGCCCCCACCCGCUCUCCGACCUGCUGCACAACGCCGGCGCCAAGCUCACCAACGCCAGCGCCUUCCGCGCCGCGUACGUCCCCGACACGUCGCCCCUCACCUCGCCCCCACCCGCUCUCCGACCUGCUGCACAACGCCGGCGCCAAGCUCACCAACGCCAGCGCCUUCCGCGCCGCGUACGUCCCCGACACGUCGCCCCUCACCUCGUCCCCACCCGCCUCCGACCUGCUGCACAACGCCGGCGCCAAGCUCACCAACGCCAGCGCCUUCCGCGCCGCGUACGUCCCCGACACGUCGCCCCUCACCUCGCCCCCACCCGCUCUCCGACCUGCUGCACAACGCCGGCGCCAAGCUCACCAACGCCAGCGCCUUCCGCGCCGCGUACGUCCCCGACACAUCUCCCUCACCUCGCCCCCACCCGCUCUCCGACCUGUUGCACCAUAUACUUUUGUUAAAACCACCUGGCCCCAUGCCGGCCUUCGAAUGACUCAGCUGCAGCGAAUGCCUCUGAAACGCAGGUUCCAGCAGCGGCUACCGGACAUAAUGCGGGCCGCGCGCGCCGCCUGGGCCCGCAUGCCGUCGCGGCUGCAGCAGGAGGGCUUCAGGGCGCGCGUCACCCGAGGAGGGGGCGUGGCGGGCACGGGCGGAGCGGCGGCGGGGGAGGGCUCGGAGGGGGCGGAGGGCGGCGAGGGCGUGGAGGGCUCCGGGGGCGAGUCGGGGGCGCGCUCGCCCGCCUCCUCGGGCUCGUGGGAGGGCGCCCUCGACGGGGCCGCGCUGCGACGCCUCGCCGCCGCCAGGCGCCCCAACAACGACGACAUCGACGGCGUCCCCGUGGAGGAGGACAUCGACGGCGUCCCGCUCGAGGCGGAGGCGGAGGCGGAAGCGGCGGCGGAGGCGGAGGCGGGCGUGGGCGCGGAGCGGCUGGCGCCCGGCUUCGUGCCCUCGCGCUGGGAGAGCGUCGAGCCGGCGACGGAGCCCGAGGUGGAGCCGCCGCCGCCGCCGGAGACGCUCACGCCCACGCACAACGAGAGCGCGGAGUCGCCGCGCACGGAGGAGCAGGCGCUGCCGCGGGCGGUGCUGCGCGAGAUCGAGGUGCGCGUGCUGCGCUACGGCGACGAGCUGGAGGCGGGCGCGCGCGCGCGCAGGCCCGGCCUCAGCGCGCACCAGCAGAUGCAGCACUACAGGCGCAAGCUCAUCAAGAAGGCGGCCAAAGAGGCGAAGGAGGCCCAAGAGGAAGCUCGCGAAUCGCCCGAGCUGCGUCGACGCACCCCGCCCGAUGAGGACGCCUACUCCACGUCAUCUAAAAAGUCUAAGAAGUCCAGAGAACCUUCUUUGUCGCCGCCACCGAAGCGUUCGCGUCACAGCGAUAGAAAAUCACGCUCGCGGUCCCGUUCGAGAGAGAAGGAAAGAGAUCGCGACAGGUCCAGAGAACGCGAGCGCGAGCGAGAGAGAGAUAGAGAGCGGGAAAGAGACAGAGAAAGAGAAAGAGAGAGAGAGCGUGAGAGGGACAGACGGCGACGCUCGCCGGCCACGCCCCCUGGGCACCAUCACAGGAAACACAGCAAGCACGCCAAAUAUAAAUAC
Messenger RNA from Iphiclides podalirius (scarce swallowtail), 4620 nucleotides. NCBI's taxonomy places the organism in Eukaryota, Metazoa, Arthropoda, Insecta, Lepidoptera, Papilionidae. The record is from the annotation of a GenBank genome assembly.